CCAGUCUAGAGUCCUCUCUCGGCCACCGUACAUACGACAAAAUUAAGAUAGUGGUUGUGAAUAAUAAAUAAGGCGUUUGGACUGUAAUCUGUGGCACUAUUGCUCAUUUUUCGGUGUUUGGAGAUGGAAGAUGAAUGGGAAGAAGAGGAGCAGCUGGUCGUGGUGGAGCUCUCUGGAAUAAUCAACAAUGACUUUCUGUCCAAGUGUCGGACCACAUGUAAGAUACUGGAUAUAGAUAGUGAAAGGCCAAUGAUGCAAGUUGGACAAUAUGUGUUUGCAGGCGAAUAUGAAGAUGCAUUGGGAACUUGCAUACUUUUUGAAGAGGCACCAAGAAAAGGACAAGCACACAGCGGCCCUGGCCUCAAAUACAUGUGCCACACUGUUAAGAAGUUGACGAUGCAACGAAUCUUUCUCACUGAAAAGAUGGAGGAUGAAACAAUUGCAGCAGGGGGACAUGAUGACAAACAACAAGAUACAAACUGCAUGUCUAAUGAAAGCAAAACUGACAAGACUCCUGGCACAGUAGAAGAAAUUCUGAACAACACAGAUUUGGAGGACUCUACAGUUGACUGAGAUAGACAUUUCAUAUUAUGACUUCUCUGUGUGAGAAUAAUAAAUUUGUCUUUGAUUUUUGGUUUUUUGCACUUCUACAGCAGAUUUUUGUUCUGCUGUAGAAUAAAAUCAAUUACUUAAUUUUGGAAGACACAGUUAUGCCUCCUCCUCAUUGAGCUUCAAAAAUAUCCUCAAACUAAUAGUUGCUGCAUAGUGUAAAUGAUUGAAUACGUUUUGGUUGAUGUCGGAUGUUUUUGAUGUUCUUUCAUGAUUUUUCUUUUCUGGUGUCAGGAUUUGGUGUAAGAGUCCUCAAAUAUUAUCCUUGCACCCUUGUAAAGGAAGCUCAUUACCAGAUGCGGAUACCUCUAUUUUCUAUUGUUUAUGUCUCUGGAAGAAUAGUAACAAGUAAAUAGUAACAAAUAGGCUAGUGGACGGAGGUCCCUCUAUAAAUUUUUAUUCCCAAUUGUGACAAUUAAAAUUUAUUAGACUGAAAUAGUUUUGUCUUUUGUGUUUAAAUUGUUCCAACUUGGCAAAUA
Molecule: messenger RNA, 1088 nt
Organism: Poeciliopsis prolifica (blackstripe livebearer)
Lineage: Eukaryota; Metazoa; Chordata; Actinopteri; Cyprinodontiformes; Poeciliidae
Gene: gtf3c6
Product: general transcription factor IIIC, polypeptide 6, alpha
Exons: 6
Coding region: 124-573 (149 amino acids)
Biological process (GO): transcription by RNA polymerase III
Cellular component (GO): transcription factor TFIIIC complex
Source: RefSeq, a predicted model, not a curated record